Seriola dumerili (greater amberjack) is the source of this 3414-nucleotide messenger RNA. RefSeq names its product synuclein alpha interacting protein (gene sncaip). The transcript is spliced from 11 exons. NCBI's taxonomy places the organism in Eukaryota, Metazoa, Chordata, Actinopteri, Carangiformes, Carangidae. Gene Ontology annotation, molecular function: ubiquitin protein ligase binding. The record is from RefSeq and is a predicted model, not a curated record. The coding region runs from base 13 to 2895 and encodes 960 amino acids.
UGUGGUGUGAAGAUGGAGGCUCCUGAAUACCUGGACCUGGAUGAGAUCGACUUCUCUGAUGAUUCAGUGUAUUCUGUGACGUCUCUGAAGAGCAUCCCAGAGCUGUCGAGGAGGAGCGAUGGUCCGGCUGAGGAGAGACCAGCUCCAGCCAUCAACUGGAGUCGUGGCGUUUCCUCCCAUGGUGGCGGGGGAAUCAAACCCACGGGGCUCGCCGAGGUCCACAGUAAGUUCCGGCCGGUGAAGAGGGUCUCCCCUCUCAAACACCAGCCAGAGACGACCGACUCAGACUCUGAUGGGAAGCUCCAGGGUCAGGGGCCGGGUCUGGGGGAGCCGGGGGAGGGCAGCAAAGACGACCCCGGCUCCGACAAGCCGACUCACGCCUCCUCCACCUCCUCGGACGGGCCGGGGGGGAAGGUGAAGGGCCUGGGGGGCGGCGUCGGCGUGGUUGGAGGGAACAACCCUCAGGCUCUGUUCGGGGAGCUGGAGCACUACGACCUGGACAUGGACGAGAUCCUGGACGUGCCUUAUAUCAAGUCCAGCCAGCAGAUGUCCACGCUGCCUCGCGUCCCCCACGACAAGCGCUCGGUGACGGGGAGCAACCUGGGGGGGGGCACCCUGGAGAGGAACCGUGGGGGAGGGCUGAAGAGCUCCGCUUUAUCCCACAACGAGCCUCUGAGCCUGGGCAGCAGCAGCUCACAGACUCCGUACUGUGUCCUGUCUCCGGUGAAGUGGUCGGACCUGAGGAAGUCCAAGUCGAUGGACCCGGACCUCCACCACCUGCACCGCUCCCCGGCAGGAGGAGGUUACCAGCCGGAGCUGCUCUCCUCCGGACUCCUCAGCUGCUCGUCCUCCCUCUCGUCUUUCUCCGACGCAGACAAGCUGCUGUCGGCGCGGGUCUACCCAGACUCCCAGGCCCAGAGGCCGGGUGUGGAGGCUGCCGGGGGCCCGGGGCUGAUGUUCUCCCUGCCGGGGUGCAGCGUGAGCAGGCAGGACGGCUCCAAGCCCUGGGCUGCCGGACCGGGAGGAGGAGGAGGAGGAGGAGGAGGAGGAGGAGGUGCAGGAGGAGGCGGGGGGCCGAGGGGGUUCGGAGGAGGUGGAGGAGCAGGAGCGGAGGUGGAUGAGGAGACGAAGAAGAACCAGAACAUCAUCAACAUCGUGAGAGAGGGACAGAUCUCCCUGCUGCCUCACCUGGCAGCAGACAACCUGGAGCUGAUCAGAGACGAGGACAGGAACAACCUGCUGCACAUCUCGGCCUGUCAGGGUCACGCCGACUGUCUGCAGCACCUCACCUCUCUGAUGGGGGAGGACGGCCUCAACGAGCGCAACAACCAGCAGCUCACCCCCGCAGGCCUGGGGGUCAAGAACGGUCAUCUGGAGUGUGUGAGGUGGAUGGUGAGUGAAACGGAGGCCAUCGCAGAGCUGAGCUGCACCAGAGAACAUCCCAGUCUGAUCCACUACGCAGCCCGCUACGGACAGGAGAAGGUGUUGCUGUGGCUGCUUCAGUUCAUGCAGGAACAGGCGAUCUCUCUGGACGAGGUCGACCAGCACGGAAACACGGCCGUGCACGUGGCGGCUCAGUACGGACACCUCACCUGCAUACAGACUCUGGUGGAGUACGGCUCUAACGUGACGGUCCAGAACCAGCAGGGCGAGCGGCCUUCCCAGAGUGCCGAGCGGCAGGGACACACCACCUGCGCUCGUUACCUGGUCGUCGUGGAAACCUGCAUGUCUUUGGCCUCGCAGGUCGUUAAACUCACCAAGCAGCUGAAUGAACAGGCAACAGAGAGGAUGGCUCUACAGAAACAACUGCAGAGAGUCAUGGAGCCCAACAAGGCCGAGGGGACGCCUUCCCGCUCUCCCAGCUCCCAUCAGCCCUCAGUGGAGGCGUGGCCAGAGAUGAUGCUGACGGCGGAGGGGACUCCGGGUGACGGUCACUGGCUGGUCCGUCAGGGAGGGGUGGGUCAGGACUCUGUGCUCAGGCAGCUGCUGGGGAAGGACGUGCCGGAGACGCUGUGUCCCAGGGAGAGGCUGCCUCUGUCGGGCGGCCUGAGCAGAGAGGGCCCCUGCGGCGCCGGGGCCCCCGGGGGCCGCAGGACGGGGCUGGUGGAGAGGAGAGAGCUCAAACUGGCGAGACUCAAGCAGAUCAUGCAGCGCUCCCUCAGCGAGUCGGAUUCAGACGGUUACCCGCCAGAGGAAGGAAAGAACCAAGGAGCCCCGCCCUCAAACACUCUGCGACCUGAUAGGCCGUCCCACCUGCCAAUCACAGAGGAGGAUCCGGUGUCGAACCACCUCCAUUUGAUGAUGAGAAAGCACCUCCCCGCCUCCUCCUCCUCCUCUUCCUCAGCUGAGAGGAAGCAGGCGUUUUCUGUUAGUGGCUCCAAGUCGGUCGACAGCGUCGGUUAUAACCCCUCCCCCACCUCCAGCGACCCCGAGGCCGCAGACGGCAAAACGCCAGAUGCUUCCAGCGACCUCCACGACGCCGCCAACGGCCAGAAGGUCGCCACCAGCCCCAAGAGCGCCCUGAAGUCCCCGUCGUCUCGCAGGAAGACGUCCCAGAACCUCAAACUGAGGGUCACCUUUGACGAGCAGGUCCACAAGAGCUCCAGUCAGGAGGCGGAGCCAACCAAAGGGCAUCAUGGGAAGGAGAGGACUCCAACAGGAAGCUCGGAAAGCAAGCGUCCGUUUGGGACGUUCCGCUCCAUCAUGGAGACGCUGAGCGGAAACACAAAUCACAACAACAACAACAACAACAGUGGCGGCGGCGGCGGGGGUGGGGGCGGUCCAUCGGGCUCUGCUGUCAAACUGCCCACCUGUCAGAACUCACCUGGCAGGAAGUCGGAGAGUAAGAGCAGCCCGGGGGGGGCCAAGAGCAAGAGCAAAACCAGUAACGUCUAACCACCCCAGUGCCUCCUGACGGGCAGAGAGCGAGCAGCAAGAGGCAGGGAUCAUGGGAAAUUUAUCGCCAGUCACCUGAUUUAAAUACGUCGUGUGUUUAAAGUCGAACCACUUCCUGUCGGCGUCAUAGCAACAGGUCGUACACGGGAGACGUCAGAAAUAUCUGUUUCACCAGCGUCACAAAGUGUUUCCAACGAGUCCGAACCCGAAGACAAACUCUCUCCAUCAGGCGACGUGAAGAUUAAUAUAUUUAAAAACAUGAUUUAAUAUAAUUCACAGUGUCAUUAAAACACGACACAAAUACAUUUGAAUAUGAAAUGAAAAUGCGUCGCAUCACGACACGAAAACUAAAAGAAGCGAUAAAAGACAGAAUAAAACUUCAAGUGAUGAAAUCCCGCGUGAUUUCAGAUCAAUGAGACUGAAGGUUUUUUUGUCUCUUCAGCUUCAGUGUUUUUGCGUCGAGGUGGAAACGCUGACGCUCGUGUUUGUUUUGGAUACAGUCACAUCAGCUGAUUACAA